Colletotrichum godetiae is the source of this 1056-nucleotide messenger RNA. RefSeq lists its product as uncharacterized. Gene Ontology annotation, molecular function: mRNA binding. Gene Ontology annotation, biological process: ribosomal large subunit biogenesis; intracellular mRNA localization. Gene Ontology annotation, cellular component: preribosome, large subunit precursor; nucleolus. Bases 105 to 701 code for a protein of 198 amino acids. The transcript is spliced from 2 exons. The record is from RefSeq and is a predicted model, not a curated record. NCBI's taxonomy places the organism in Eukaryota, Fungi, Ascomycota, Sordariomycetes, Glomerellales, Glomerellaceae.
CCUCCAACCACCCAGUCAGCCGAGUCGCGAACACGCUCCAAUUGUAUACCAACCCGCCACACAUCCGCAAAAAGGAGGACAUUUCGUCUUGAACAUCCGCAACAAUGGCGCCCAACAGGACGAAAACGAUCAAGAACAAGCAUGCCGCCAACGGCUCCGGCAUCAAGAACAGCAAGGCCGCGGACCACAGGCCGGUUCCCGAUGGCAUUGUCAGGAAAUCCAGAGACACGCCCAAGGGCACCAAGCCGCUCAAGGCCGGUGGCAAGACGAACCUCGAGGCCCUGUUGAAGAAGCGCAAGAAGAAGGUCUACACUGAGGAGGAGCUCGGCAUCCCCAAGCUGAACAAGAUCACGCCGGUUGGCGUGGAGAAGCCUAAGGGCAAGAAGAAGGGCAAGGUCUUUGUCGACGACAGGGAGAGCAUGAACACCAUCCUCGCCAUGGUCCAGGCCGAGAAGGAGGGCCAGAUCGAGUCCAAGAUGAUGAAGGCGAGACAAAUGGAGGAGAUCCGCGAGGCCCGCAAGGUAGAGGCCGAAAAGAAGGAAGAGGAGAAGAAGUCCAGGCUGGAGGAGACCAAGGACUCGCUGCGCAAGAAGAGGAAGCGCAACCCCCGUGCCGAGGACGAGGACAAGAUCAACCAGUACGCAAGCGCAGGGUCCAAGGCCGCCAAGCCCAAGAAGAAGAAGAGCGUCUCCUUUGCCUGAGGGAGGCACGAGGGGGGUGGUUUGAACACUGAAGAGUCUAGCAGCAUGUCUUUGCAUCUUGGGCGGCGUUUGGAGUGCCAAAAAAGAAAACAUACUGGGUUGGUAAAAAAGUGGGAGGGUCGUCUAUUUGUUUCAACACUUUGUUGUGUCGACGGCGUUCAGAGCAGAUACCAUGGCGAGGGCUUGACCUUGCGCGAGAGCUUAAUGCACCACCAUAGGACGGCGAUCAGCCAGGUAUCGGCGGGUUGAUGAAUCUCGUCGUUGCAAAAUACCUGUCUGAAUACUAGUCUGUUUCAAAGCUUUGUCCGCUACUGCGAAUGUCAAUAAAAGGCAGGUGUACUUUUUCUAUCUAUAC